Molecule: messenger RNA, 2053 nt
Organism: Anguilla rostrata (American eel)
Lineage: Eukaryota; Metazoa; Chordata; Actinopteri; Anguilliformes; Anguillidae
Product: coiled-coil domain-containing protein 28A-like
Exons: 6
Coding region: 495-1034 (179 amino acids)
Source: RefSeq, a predicted model, not a curated record
AGAAUAAUUUCCACAUCUUGUCCACCUCAACAGUGGAUAAAAAGAUGUGUUGGGAAGUAAUAUGCUCUGGCCCGCUUCCGGCUAGCAGGAGCGACGAGGUCCUGUCAAUCAGCUGUGACCCCACUUUACAUGGGCUGGCUCUUGAUAGGCGGGUAUGGUUGUCACCCCCUCAUGACUGCAUGGGCUCUCGAUCCCUGUCCUAGUAGCUAUGCAGCCACGGACUAUUCCUGGCAGGGCCCUGAUUGUAAUUGUAAUUCCCCAAUUCAUACCAUUGUCACUUUACCCACUGAUUGUUUUGUUUUAAUUCCCUAAUCGCCCCAUCUAUAGGUUAACCCAGACUGGUACGUAUCGCUCGUAUCUGAUCUGGGGGAGACUGGAGCAGGCCCCAAGAUGUAGACCCUUCUCAUGCUUGACUCGGGUGGUUGGGCUACCUAGCGGUGUUAACAAAAACCACUUGGAUCUAGCUAGGGUUUAAGGAACAAAGCUGUGGUCAAAUGGAGGAGAGAAAGCUGAAGCGGAAAAGCCCCAGACCCUCCACAAACCAGCCAGCACCCCCUGCGUCUGCCCGAAAAAAUACCACCUCCGGCAGGGCCCUGCCGUUUGGAUCGCACUCCAGUCAGAAAACCAAGUAUAAGAGAGGUGUACGAGACAAGCCCCGGCCUCCGGGUCCAGCAGGGAAGGCCACCCAAUCAGCCCCUAUCCAGCACUCCUUCCUCACAGAUGUGUCUGAUGUCCAGGAGAUGGAGAAGGGGCUGCUGAGCCUCCUCAACGACUUCCACUCUGGCAAGCUGCAGGCCUUCGGUAACGAGUGCUCUAUCGAUCAGAUGGAGCAUGUGAGGGAAAUGCAGGAGAAGCUGGCCCGUUUGCACUUUGACCUCUAUGGAGAGGUGGACGAGAUGCCGGAGGAGCAACGCAAGGGUGCAAGCGACACCAACAUGGACAAACUUCUGCUCAACCUGGAGGAGCUCAGUUCAUCCAUUCAAAAGCUCAACCUUGCGGACAGCCAGGAGGCACCCAGAACUGCCACUGUCUGAUUGGCUGGAGCUCAAGAUGCAACCAGAACAGCCACCCUCUGAUUGGAUGGAGCUCAGAUCUGCUUACAAGCUGAAUCUCCAUAGGAACUGAAGACACUGUAGUAUUAAGGACCUUUUUGGUUGUCAGUCUCAUGCAAGGAAUAGAAAGGCUCAGCCAAUUAAAUUGUCAACUGUUUGUAAGAGCCAGGCAUCAAUAUUAGAAUUUGAAUGUGUUUAUCUGUGAUAUUAGUUGUUCCCUUUUUGAGUUUUGCCCAGACAUACUAGCAUUUGGCCCAGAGGCGCUAUGACAUAUCUCUGGGGAACCCUGGAAUCUGUUUUAUGUGAUGCAAUCAGAUCAUUUCUUAUGUUAAUUGCUUAAUUGCACCUUUUAAGGUAUUGUCUGUGUACUACUGAGGGGGCGGAUAUAGAGUUCUGAUCUGUACUAAUGAGGGGGCAGGUAUAUAAUUCUGAUCUGUACUAAUGAGGGGGCAGGUAUAGGGAUUCUGAUCUGUACUAAUGAGGGGGCAGGUAUAGGGCUUCUGAUCUGUACUAAUGAGGUAUAGAGUUCUGAUCUGUACUAAUGAGGGGGCAGGUAUAGAGUUCUGAUCUGUACUAAUGAGGGGGCAGGUAUAGGGAUUCUGAUCUGUACUAAUGAGGGGGCAGGUAUAGGGCUUCUGAUCUGUACUAAUGAGGUAUAGAGUUCUGAUCUGUACUGACGAGGGGGAAGGGAUUCUGGUCGGUAUAUGAUCAUUAUGGAAUUCUUGUGAAAAUGUUGGCCAGUUGUCUUGCUGUUACGUGUGAAUAUUAUAUAAAAGCCCAGAGGUGAUCAGAAUGUAUGUUAUGUAUAUUAUAGGGGCGGCUUUUUGUGUUACUUCAUCUGUAAUUAUAUUGUAUAUUGCUUCUUUGCAUUCUAUCCAAUUAUAUUGCAUAUAUGUUUCAGAAGAAACAGAAUGUAAUUAUCAAACAGCUUAUCUAAUUAUCUCUUUUUUGGGAGAGGAGGGCAACAGUGUUUUGUCAAUAAAAGUGCAAUAAGAAUGUAA